UCUACCCUGAAUACCAUUGUGCCAAAGUUCAGAUCUCACAACUGGGCACAAUAGGAGAAAGAAGACACUAACUGAACGUGGAGUAUUCGAGCAGUUUCAGCUUACAGACUGUUUGAGAGACAAGUGAAGCCCUUCUUUUGGAAAUGCCAAACUAAACCCUCAGAAGUGGCCACCAGUUUGAAUUUACCCAGAGCAGCAUGGCUAACAGAAAGACAGAGGUCCAGCGAAGGAUCGUGUCCAAACAUGGCCACAACAUGGUAAGGAUCGACAACGUGGAGGGCAUGGUCAAGUUGUACCUGCAUGACAUCUGGACGACUGUGGUGGACAUGAAAUGGCGCUACAAACUCACCUUAUUUGCCUCCACCUUUGUCGUGACCUGGUUCAUCUUUGGGGUCAUCUUUUAUUUCAUUGGAAUGGGCAACGGAGACUAUGAGGCUGAAAUGAAUUCCACCCACACACCAUGCGUGAUGAACGUGGAGACGCUCACUGGUGCCUUCCUCUUCUCUCUGGAGUCACAGACCACCAUCGGUUAUGGUUUCCGUUACAUCUCCGAAGAGUGUCCUCUGGCCAUCUUCACUCUGGUGGCUCAGCUCGUCAUCACUGGAUUGGCUGAGAUCUUCAUCACUGGUACCUUCCUGGCCAAACUGGCUCGACCCAAGAAACGAGCAGAAACCAUCAAAUUCAGCCAGGUUGCGGUGAUCUGCAAGCACCAAGGCAAGCUGUGUCUGAUGGUGAGAGUGGCCAACAUGAGGAAGAGCCUCCUGAUCCAGUGCCAGAUAACAGGAAAGCUCCUUCAACCCUACGCGACCGAGGAAGGUGAGAAGACACAAGUCCACCAGAGCUCUGUUGAUUUCAGCAUGGACUCCGGCGGCGAGUGCCCCUUCCUCAUCCUCCCGCUCACCUUCUAUCACAUCCUGGACGAGCACAGCCCGCUGGCUGGACUGACGGCAGAAAACCUUGAAACCCGUACGUUUGAGCUGCUCAUCACUCUGAAUGCCACCAUGGAGUCCACAGCAGCCACGUGUCAGAGACGCACCUCCUACAUCCCUGAGGAGAUCCUGUGGGGUUACGAGUUCAAGCCAGUGCUGUUCAGCACCCCCAGUGGCCGCUACGUGGCAGACUUCAACUUUUUUGACAAUGUGCAAAAGAGCAGUGAUCCAGCCUUUCUCAGCAACAACACGGAGAAGCUGAAACUGGAGCGGGACUUCAGGGAGGAGUAGAGGAUGUCUUAUCAUUACUGCUGAUUGGUCUGAUGCUGUGUUAGUAUCCCUGACAGUUAUGACCCCUGAUUUAAACAAGUAAUAUGUUUGUACUGAAUCAUGUAAAACGUGAUUCUUUUUUUUUACAGUACAACUGUAAAGUACAUUUUUAAGAACACUAGAAACCAAACAUAAUAUGUUCACUGUACAUUCGGUUUAUUCGUCUAAUCAUUGUGUUUUUUUUAAUGUCAAUAUUCAAGUUUAAUUAAUUAAAUGUACCAGAAUGAAGGGUUGAUAGCACUGUAUGAUUUCUUAAGAGUUAGACUGUAAAAGUGAUACUUCUCUCAGAACUGUAUGUGAAUAUGAAGCCAGAACAAACCGCUGCUUAGUUUAGUUGAGCCAAAAAAAACAGAUGUGAAGAUAUCACAGAUUUUCACUUCUGAUAGAUUGAAACAGCGGAGCUCCCUGAAGAUCACAGCAGGAGUUUUUACUUUCAGCACUACUUUUGCCUGAGCUCCCAAUAUCUGUGUAUUUCAUCUGAACAGCAUUGGAUCCAAACUAGUUACCUCAUUAAUUCAUUUCCUGUAUGCCAACUUCUUUGGUCAUGCUCUCUUAUGCAGGCAUGAUGCCAUGUAGAAGAAAACCAAAUAAACCUUUUUUUUUUUUUUUUUUAAAUGUAACCUUCAAUUGAAAAACAACGGUUUAAUUUUUAAGUUCUAUUUUUUUUAAAACUGUUGUUACACAUAGCAGACUUUUUUAAAAAUCUUGUUUAAUUGUCGGUAAAGUUCAUGAGACAUUUGGAUGUUUGCUUGGUUGUGCCAUUGAGAAAUGGUUCCACAAAACAUUCUGUUAGAGGAACAGCAGUUACUGAAUGUAACUCCGGUUCUAUGAAUGUAACCCCUUCUAACAGGCUUGAGCCCCCCCCCCCCCAAAUCAGAUACCAUGGCUGGAUUAGACCAGUCCACCCCAUUUCAUUGUACAUGGGCAAGAUUUCGAAAGUGCGGGCCAGUGCCCCCUGGUGGGCUAUAAAGGUGGUGCGAGUAAGCCGCAAGAAGUGUUUGGAAACAAUUUUUUUUUAAUUGCCUCUAAAUAUUUCUAUAAAAGCAGAGCUAAUAAAACCAAGCUGCAGGAUUUUAAAAAAAAUUGACCUAUUUUUGAAUCUGAAUUUGAUAAGCAGCUUUUCCAUAAUUUCAUGCAGGCCUUCAAUAUAACUGACCAACAGGAAAAAAUACAUCAAACAUUUUUGUGAUCUUUAGUGAGCGCAACAAUUUCCUCCUCAGAUAUGAAGCAGUUCCUUUGCAUUUGGCUGAUUGUAGUUUGAACAAUGCAGGAGGAUAUUUCCAAAAUAUGUAUGAAUCAUUUAUAAUAUGCUAAUGCAUAUUACACAAUUUCUGUUUGUUACUGGAUUUAUAUGGUUAAUGUUUAAUGAUGUUAUUCUUGGAAAACAAAUGUAACCUUUGGUUGUUGUGUUUUAGACACAAAUAUCACGGUGUUAUCAUAUUAAACUGGGCUUUGUGAUACAUAGGGGUAAAUAAUGUAAAAACUAAUAAAAUUAAUCAGUUGUG
Messenger RNA from Archocentrus centrarchus (flier cichlid), 2764 nucleotides. It is a transcript of the gene kcnj15, whose product is annotated as potassium inwardly rectifying channel subfamily J member 15. The record is from RefSeq and is a predicted model, not a curated record. Gene Ontology annotation, cellular component: plasma membrane. Gene Ontology annotation, molecular function: inward rectifier potassium channel activity. Gene Ontology annotation, biological process: potassium ion import across plasma membrane; regulation of monoatomic ion transmembrane transport. Bases 198 to 1220 code for a protein of 340 amino acids. NCBI's taxonomy places the organism in Eukaryota, Metazoa, Chordata, Actinopteri, Cichliformes, Cichlidae. The transcript is spliced from 2 exons.